Molecule: messenger RNA, 1662 nt
Organism: Erigeron canadensis
Lineage: Eukaryota; Viridiplantae; Streptophyta; Magnoliopsida; Asterales; Asteraceae
Product: plant intracellular Ras-group-related LRR protein 5-like
Exons: 3
Coding region: 37-1599 (520 amino acids)
Molecular function (GO): protein binding
Source: RefSeq, a predicted model, not a curated record
CUAUUUUUCUUUCAUUUCCACACACCAAAAACAUACAUGGCUUUUAUAUCAAAAAAAGAUUCAUCUAAUAAUAAUUCAAACACAGAAAUUAUACAAGAAAUCAUGAAAACAUACAAAUCACUUCCACCAAGACCUACUAUUGAGGAGCUUGAAGCAGCCAUAUCUGUCAUUAAAACAGUCAACACAGAAGAAAAACAAAAACUUGAUGAAAUCUCUUCACAAAUAUGUCCACAAGAUACACCACCAGAACUUUUUUCUAUACUUAAAAAAGUCAGAAAAAAUAUGGUCUUGUUUCAAAGCCAAGAACAAAGAAAAGAGGCUUUGCAUGUUGUAGAACUUGAUCAAGUUUAUCAAACUUUUGAUGAGUUGAUACAGAAAGCUUCUAAGUGUGUUCUUGGAGAUACCCAGUUGGAUAAAGAUGAUGAAUUGAAAUACCCAGGUGUUAGUUUUGAGAAAGAAGUUGUAAUAAGUGAUGAAAGUUUGUUGGUUUCUAAAAAGAUUAAUAAAGUUGAAAGCUUUGGAGGUUUAGUCAAGAGUUCUCCAACAAACGAAACCAAUUUUGCCACAGGUGUAGAAGAAAAUGAGAAAUUGAGUUUGAUGAAAGUAGCAGCCUUGAUUGAAACCAUAGCCAAACAAGGUGGAAAAGUUCUUGAUCUUCAAUCAAAAUUGAUGGAAAACAUAGAAUGGCUUCCUGUAUCAAUUGGGAAACUUUCAAACAUCACUGAACUUAAUCUUUCAGACAACAAACUCAAGUCUCUUCCAUCCUCCAUCACCGAUCUUACCGCAUUAACAAAGCUUGAUAUCCACUCAAACCAACUUACCAACCUGCCCGAAUCAUUUGGGCAACUUGUCAACUUACAAGACCUUGAUCUCCAUGCAAACCAGUUACAAUCCCUCCCCGAAUCAUUUGGAAAUCUUUCAAAUUUGAUCAAUCUUGAUUUAAGUUCAAACCAUUUCACUCAUUUGCCAGACCUCAUAGGAAAAUUAUCCUCUAUGCAAAUCUUGAUAGUCGAAACAAAUGAUCUUGAAGAACUUCCUUACACAAUUGGAGCAUGUUCUUCACUUGUGGUACUCAAACUAGACUUUAAUCAACUAAAAGGACUUCCUGAGGCAAUUGGGAAACUAGAGUGUUUGGAGAUACUUACUUUGCACUAUAAUCGGGUAUGCAAAUUGCCUACAACAAUGGCGAAUCUUGCUAAACUAAAAGAGCUUGAUGUUAGUUUCAAUGAACUAGAAGGAUUGCCCGAAAGCCUUUGUUUUGCAACCAAUUUGGAAAUACUCAACAUUGGUAAGAACUUUGCUGAUAUGACCGCUUUACCUCGAUCAAUUGGUAACCUUGAAAACCUUCAAAUGCUUGAUAUAAGUGGUGAUCAAAUAAGAUUUUUACCGGAAUCAUUUGGGUCAUUAUCGAAGCUAAAAAUCUUUAGAGCGGACGAGACCCCUCUCGAGUUUCCUCCAAAAGAAGUUACCAAGCUAGGGGCUCAGGCUGUCGUGGAAUACAUAGCUGAUAUUGUUGCCAAGAGAAAUGUCAAACCUCAAGAAAUAAAGAGAAAACGUAAAGGAUUUUGGUCAUGGAUUUGCAUGAUCUUUUCAGGUUGAAGAAAAAAAGUCAUGUGUAUAUAUAUAGUUUUCUGUUUUGUACAUUGAAAAAAAACAUACAAA